AAAAUACUGGCGUCCGCGUAGAGCCGUGAAAGCCGUCCGUGCCGACUUUAUUAUUAUUUAUUGCAGCCACCGUGCACACCUCAUCUUCUCUUCUUCCUCUCUUCCCUUCCAUUUUUUCUCUUCUCUUCCACCAAACCAAGUGCGGCCAGAGAAAUUUCUCCCAAAUUUCAGAUCAAAUCCUCGAAAUCUCCGACACCUAGCCCACCGGAGACUUCUCCCCAACAGUGUCGCGAUCCGUCUCGAUCCGGCAUGGAGCGCGUCUUCUCCGUGGAGGAGAUCCCCAACCCCUACUGGGUUCCGCCGCACCCUCAAUCGGCGGCCGCCGGCGCUGUUGCUGCACCAGCGGGGGAGGCGGCGGGGCUGAUGAACCGGUGCCCGUCGGAAUGGUACUUCCAGAAGUUCCUGGAGGAGGCCGUGCUCGACAGCCCGGUUCCCGUAGCCGGCGUCAGUAGGGGCAGCGUUGGAGCUGGAGUUGAGGCUGCGGAGAGGAAGACACCGGGGACCGCGGCGGCGGCGGCUGCCUCGAGCUCGGUUGUUGACCCCGUGGAGUACAACGCGAUGCUCAAGCAGAAGCUGGAGAAGGACCUCGCUGCCGUUGCCUUGUGGAGGGCUUCUGGUGCAGCACCUCCAGAUAAUUCUCCAGCUGGUUCAUCCUUGCCAAGUGUGGAUGUUCCACAUGCAGGCCCUCUUAAACCCAUGGGAGGUACUGGAAGUCUAGUUCAAAACAAGCUAGCUGGUGCUCCAGGCGGGGGAUCAAGUCCACAUGUAGUACAAAAUGCCGAUAUUCCUGUUAAGCAAACCACUAGCUCUUCCUCACGUGAGCAGUCAGACGAUGAUGAUAUGGAAGGAGAUGCUGAGACUACUGGAAACGGAAACCCUGUUCAACAAAGAUUACAGAGAAGGAAGCAAUCCAACCGAGAAUCAGCCAGGCGUUCGAGAAGCAGAAAGGCAGCUCACUUGAAUGAACUGGAGGCACAGGUAGCACAGUUAAGAGUUGAGAACUCUUCGCUGCUAAGGCGACUUGCUGACGUUAAUCAGAAGUUCAAUGAGGCUGCUGUUGACAAUAGGGUGCUAAAGGCAGAUGUCGAAACCUUAAGAGCAAAGGUGAAGAUGGCAGAGGACUCAGUGAAGCGGGUAACUGGCAUGAACACAUUGUUCCCUGCCGUGUCUGAUAUGUCGUCCCUCAGCAUGCCAUUCAAUGGCUCCCCAUCCGACUCCGCCUCUGAUGCCGCCGUACCCAUCCAAGAUGACCUGAACAGUUACUUCGCCAAUCCAAGCGAGAUCGGAGGCAGCAACGGUUACAUGCCAGAUAUAGCUUCCUCGGCUCAAGAGGACGACGAUUUCGUCAACGGGGCUCAGGUCGCCGGCAAGAUGGGCAGCACUGACUCGCUGCAGCGGGUGGCGAGCCUGGAGCACCUCCAGAAGAGGAUGUGCGGAGGCCCGGCUUCAUCGGGGUCGACCUCCUAGGUUCCUACUCCAUCGGAUAUGAUAAAGGCCCUGAUGCAGUGAUGCCCACGGCAAAGAAUAUGAUAAAUUAACAGUUUCACAUACUUUGUAGUGGACAUUGCUAAUGCUGCGAUGCGCAUUCGUUCGUUGUGGACUUACGGGUCUACUGCUAUUGAUUUAUUGUUCGUUCUCCAUGUGGA
Molecule: messenger RNA, 1646 nt
Organism: Zea mays
Lineage: Eukaryota; Viridiplantae; Streptophyta; Magnoliopsida; Poales; Poaceae
Product: bZIP transcription factor RISBZ2
Exons: 6
Coding region: 250-1467 (405 amino acids)
Biological process (GO): regulation of DNA-templated transcription
Molecular function (GO): DNA-binding transcription factor activity
Source: RefSeq, a predicted model, not a curated record